This is a messenger RNA of Malaya genurostris, 1760 nucleotides long. RefSeq names its product zinc finger protein 624-like. Gene Ontology annotation, molecular function: zinc ion binding; DNA-binding transcription factor activity, RNA polymerase II-specific; RNA polymerase II cis-regulatory region sequence-specific DNA binding. Gene Ontology annotation, cellular component: nucleus. Gene Ontology annotation, biological process: regulation of DNA-templated transcription. The transcript has 3 exons. The record is from RefSeq and is a predicted model, not a curated record. Lineage: Eukaryota; Metazoa; Arthropoda; Insecta; Diptera; Culicidae. The coding region runs from base 393 to 1652 and encodes 419 amino acids.
CACGUAAUGGAACUGUCUUCUACUUGGUUCAUUAGUUCAUAGCUUACGAAAUUCUAUAUGCAUUUUUCGCAGUGUAUGAUUAUGAGUCAAAAAUGUUUUACCUCAGUGUAAAAUUGAACCCACAACAAACUUUGACUUCGGCUCGCACACAUUCUAAUUUCGUAUAUGAAUAGAUCUGCGCACUCUGCAUCGGUGUGAGUAACAGAGACGUCAAAUUGCUCAAUUAACAAAAUAGUAUUUGACGACAGUAGAAUCAAAUUUUAGUCAAACUAUCAAAUUUUAAAUUUGAUGUAGAGACAGAAUUACUGGAUAGGUUUGAGUUCCUUGAACCAAAAAGUAAGUUAGUCCUUAGUCAACGGCAACAAGCAGUGACUGCUUGAUUGGAAAUCGAUAUGGAAUCUUUGGAUUUGCUCACUUGUCGAUUAUGCUUGUCGGUUCCGAUGGAAAACGUACUAACUUUUUCUGUUUUUGAUACAUUCAAAAGCAAAAUUCUUCGGGAUAUAAUAAAUUAUUUGUUCAGCAUCAAGAUAACAAAAGAUGACCAUUUAUUAACCGUUUGUAUGGAAUGCAUUAGUUGUAUCAACACUGUGCAGAAAAUACAUCAAAAAUUCACAGAAAGCAAUGAGAAAUUCAAACAACUAUUGGCAAGCUUUGCAGAAGAUUCCCGUGAAGUAGAACUACUUAUUAUUGAAGAUAUUGAUCAAGUACUACAAAAUACUUCUCCAAAGGCAUCAAACCUUGAAAUCGAGAUAUUGUCUAUUACGGCUGCAACCGAGGAUACGCUAAACGAAGACGUAGAAAAAAAUCUUAUUAAUGAGCAAUCGGAACUGGAAUCAAAUGAAAUUGAUACCGAAAAAGCCAUGAAGAAUGAAUCAUUAACAGAUGAGCUAACAGCAAAUAUAAUCUCGACGUCACACGAAAAUUCUAAAGCAGUAAGCAAUGUACGAGAUAAAAAGAUUAAGAACGAAGCAGUAGAUAUACGAAUUCAAUUGCACAAACACAAAUGCUACUUAUGUAAAACAUCUUUCGACAGUGAAAUUGCUUUCAUUGAACAUUUGCAUGUGCAUUUUGAGGAACUGCCGAUUACUUGUGAAAAAUGCAAUAACAUUGUACUCAAAUCUGUUCGACAGGCCAGUAAACAUUUAGCAUUGCAUGAUGAAAAUGAGCGACCGUACAAAUGCCGUAUUUGUGAGCUCAGGUUUUUUACAAGAGAAAAUAGUCUGACGCACGAGCGUAAAAUACACCGAAUGAAAGUGAGAAUUCAACAGAAUAUAGAUGGCUAUGCCGAUAAAAGGAAAAUAAAGAAGUAUCAAUGUAGUUACUGUGGCCAACUGUCCCCUACUAGUGAUUGUUUGCGGAAACACGAACUUUUACAUGGUUCUUCCAGACAGUUACAUACAUGUACAGUCUGUUCGAGACAGUUUACUGCUCGAAAGAAUUUAACACGACACAUGAUGAUCCACACUGGAGAACUUCCCUAUAAGUGUGACUUUUGUGAUCGUGCCUUUCGACAGGCUGGUGAUCUAAAAGAUCACGUUCGAGGACAUACUAAAGAAAAUCCUUAUAUAUGUACUGUAUGUGGCGCUUGUUUCCGCAACGGAAAAAUAUUACUAGUUCAUAAAAAGAAGCAUCAUCCCAAAUGGGUCACGUGAUAAGAAAACAAUUUACGUUUUAUUCAAUUUAUAGAAAGCACUCCAAAAUAAUGUGAAUAUUUCGGAUACGAUUCAUCUAUAUGAUUUAUUUUCAGUAUUGUUUUAUUA